ACGACCGGGCAAGGUCCACACGGAUUAAAGAUGGCGCCCUCUCACGCGUUCCGGUGCUGCAAACGAGCUCUAAACUGGACACCUGUUUUGUUUAUAAAUCUGGUAAUUGGCUGGUCCUACUACGCGUAUGUCGUGGAGCUGUGUGUGUAUACAAUCCCAAAGGAUGCGGAACGAAUCAGCUAUUUGGUCGUCUUUCAUUUGUUCUUCGCCAUGUUUAUAUGGUCGUACUGGAAGACGAUCUGGUCCAAACCAGCCAAACCUUCCGUGGCCUUUGCUCUGCCCAGUGCAGAGAAGGAGCUGUACGAGAGGGAGCAGCGAGCUGAGGUGCAGCAGGAGAUUCUGAAAAAAGUUGCGAGGAGUCUGCCUGUGUAUACUCGCACGGCGGGAGGAGCUGUUCGAUAUUGUGACUUCUGUCAGGUGAUCAAACCUGACCGCUGUCAUCACUGCUCCACCUGUGAAAUGUGCGUCCUGAAAAUGGACCAUCACUGCCCCUGGGUGAAUAACUGUGUAGGAUUCUCAAACUACAAGUUCUUUGUCCUGUUCCUGACCUACGCCGCCCUGUAUUGCGCUGUGAUUUGUGCAACAGUCAUGCAGUAUUUCAUCAAAUUCUGGACCAAACAACUGCAUGACUCGCACGCCAAAUUCCACAUUCUGUUCCUGUUUUUUGUGGCCGCACUUUUCUUCAUCAGUGUUGUGUCACUUCUGGGGUACCAUUUAUGGCUUGUAGGAAAGAACAGGACAACUAUAGAGGCCUUCAGGGCUCCUGUUUUUCCAAACGGUCCAGACAAAAACGGCUUCUCUCUCGGCUUUCGGCGGAAUGUAGUGGAGGUGUUUGGAGACCAGGCUAAGUACUGGAUUUGUCCCAUUUUCUCAAGUCAGGGAGAUGGACAUUCGUUUGUCACCAGAUUGGUGCACAUUGAUCCUGAACAAGCAAACACCGUCCUCCAGCAGAAUGGCAAAAUCCCCUCAGACAGAGAGAACAGUCCUGGUGUUGAAGUUAACACAGAUGAUGACACAAAGGAGAAAACGGAAGGAGACCAGGCGGUAGUUGUUAUGAUGGAUUGCAAGCCAUAGAGGUCACGGGCUCAUCUGCAAAGUCUCUCUGGUGCCUUAAGCUCAGGACUUCCACAGGAGUUCUCCUCAUCCAGAAGGUCCUCAAAUGUUGUUGCAGGACCAACUUCAGCACUAUAACGGGCAUUCGUCAUGGUGACAGAGACUUCCUGACCAAACUGGACUGCACCAGUCUGAAGCAGAAGACAUUUGGGAUUUAGUCUUUUUUUUAAUGAGCUAAAGACAUUUCUAUAUUUGUUUUUAGGGUAUCUACGUACUUCUUGAAGCCUGUGGAUGUCUUCACAGUAUCAUUUCAUAAAUUAUUCACCUAUUUCCAGAUAUAUCCUUUAUAUAUCCUUUACCAGUAUUACCAAAGCUUUUUGCUAACAGUCUUGAAGCUGAUAAAUAGCAGUCCUACUGAAGAUGUAUAGAUAUAUAUAUUUAUGACUGAACUAAUGGAAGACAGUUGCUGUUUGCAUGUGCAAUUACUACGGCCAGUGCUCAAAUUCCAAAUGGUCUUAAACUCAGUUUACAGUUUAUAUUUAAAGAUGCUUUUUUUUUUAGGUUAUAAAACAUUUUUGAUUUUUAUUAUUUUUUUUUUUUUGCAUUUUACACUCUGAAUAAACUGAUGACUUAAGGAUGAAAGCAAAACGGUAGGAAGCACCAGCUGUGAGGGUGAAGUUGCCUCUUAACAUUGCACUAUGUGCUUGAUGCUUUUUAAUGUUUUAUAUUUUAGGAGGUGGAUCCAUGUGUGUCAGAUAUUAACAUGUGUGCAGAACAGCGUGGGUAUGAUCUGAGUGGUGUUUGGAAGCACUUCUAUGUAGACAUACCUCUGCUGUGAGUCUGUAACUUCUAACCUGGCAGCUUGAGCUGGUAAUGAAGUCUGAUUUGUAAAUAACUAGAUUUUUUGAUAUAUUCUAAUUCAGGGUGAUCCUAAAACAAUAAAUUAGAUUUAUUGAACUUCAAAAAUUGUUUGUUUUACUGCAGAUAUUAUCUCUGGAUAAUUAAAAUCAUUUUAAAGAACUA
Molecule: messenger RNA, 2076 nt
Organism: Oryzias latipes (Japanese medaka)
Lineage: Eukaryota; Metazoa; Chordata; Actinopteri; Beloniformes; Adrianichthyidae
Gene: zdhhc20a
Product: zinc finger DHHC-type palmitoyltransferase 20a
Molecular function (GO): palmitoyltransferase activity
Source: RefSeq, a predicted model, not a curated record